Molecule: messenger RNA, 4764 nt
Organism: Fusarium subglutinans
Lineage: Eukaryota; Fungi; Ascomycota; Sordariomycetes; Hypocreales; Nectriaceae
Product: glucan 1 3-beta-glucosidase
Exons: 10
Coding region: 1-4764 (1587 amino acids)
Molecular function (GO): polygalacturonase activity
Source: RefSeq, a predicted model, not a curated record
AUGUGGUUAAGAUUCUUUUUAUUGCUACUUUACAUGCCCUUUUCGGUCCUUGCUGUUGGCCAUCAUCACUCUCAUUUACAUUCUCAUCACCAUAAGCGCGCCUCCAACAGCUCGUCUCACGACGCUUCGAGCCUUGAUGCUGCACGUAAGCUCCUAGCCGCUGGCCAAGCUGCCAUGGCCCAUGCCAAUCGCGCUAUCAUUGCCAACCCUCGUCCGAACCGCCUGGAAGUGCUCAACUCUACAGAGAUUAGGAAGACUGAGAAGGCACCUCCACCGCUUGAUUAUCGCAACGGCACUUCAAAGUCACUCAAUGGCCGAGAUUCAGGAAAUGGAACCUCCAAAGAUCUUCGCUAUUCUGUUCCAGAGGAACUUAUCAAGGCCGCCCGCCUUCUUUCAGAGAACUGGAAGCCAUCUUCUAACGACCUCGAUGGCGGUUACGCAGCUGAUAUCCAACAUUUGAAGGACACCUUCUUGUACAAGAACAAUGACACCAAUAUGAUGCCUCCCAUGCUUCAGUACGACUCAGGCUUGAUCAAGCCUGUUCAUGAACCGCCAUCGGCAUUUCGAUACAGUGAAAAUGAAACUGAUAUCCCUGAGCAUGUAGUUGAUAAGGACAAGAACCUGCAAAAGAGAGCUAGUUCAGACUGGUGGAUGGCUACUAUAUCUCAGAGAGGUUCAAGCCCGUUUGCUCCCUCUGGAUACCAAGUCUGGCGCGAUGUCAAAGACUUUGGAGACGGAAUUGCUGACGAUACGGAUGCAAUCAACAAGGCCAUCUCCAGUGGUGGCCGAUGUGGUGGAGGCAAAUGUACAGGAAGCACAAUCUACCCAGCAACUGUUUAUUUCCCUCCAGGUAUAUACAAAGUCAGUUCUUCCAUCAUUCAGUACUACAACACAGAAAUGAUUGGCAAUCCACUUGACCUUCCAACCAUCAUCGCGGCACCAAGCUUUGUCGGUCUUGGUGUUAUCACUUCCAACGUUUAUACCGGAGAGACCUCCGAAUGGUACCUGAAUCAGAACAAUUUUCUUCGGAGUGUCCGCAACUUCAUCAUCGAUGUCCGCCCAACUCCUUCCAACGCGCAAGUCUGCGGGAUUCACUGGCAGGUUGCGCAGGGUACUUCUCUUGAGAAUAUCCAUUUCUAUAUGACAAAAUUCAAGGAUGACCCCAAGACAACGCAGCAGGGUAUCUACAUGGAGAACGGGAGUGGUGGCUUCCUUUCUGACCUAUACUUUGUAGGAGGAAAGUUCGGAGCGUACAUGGGCAAUCAACAGUUCACAGCCAGUGGCCUCUACUUCGAAGAGGCCGAGACGGCGAUUCAGAUCCACUGGGAUUGGGGAUGGACCAUGCAGAACAUUGUUGUUGACAACUGCAAGACCGGUCUCACCAUUGUCGGCGGCGCAGGAGGGCCUAUGAGUACCGGCCAGGGAAUCGGCUCCCUUCACCUGACCGACCUGCGCUUUCACUACGUCACCGUCGGAGUGUCAACCUCUGUCAUGUCUGACAACUCCACCGCCUUACUACUCAGUAAUUCGGGCUUCUACAAUGUCGACACCAUCGUCCAAGACACUUCCAAGAGCCAGGUUCUUCUUCGUGGCGGUAAAGGAACCGUUAAUGUUGAUACUUGGGGCUUUGGUAGAGUCACCAGUGCCAACGGUACGACUGCCUUCCACAAUGGCGCCAAUCUCGACAGUCCAGUGAGAAACGAGUCCCUUGUCACUGGUGGACGAAAGCAGUUCUUCACUCGACGCCGUCCAAAGUAUGACGACCUAGGCUUCAGUCAGAUCCUCGAUGCGAAGGCCUACGGUGCCAAGGGCGAUGGCAAGACAGAUGACACGGCUGUUCUAAAACACCUCUUUUCGGCUGCCGCCAACAUGUCUGCAAUUGUAUAUGUUCCAUUUGGUGUAUACAUCAUCACAGACACUGUUGAAAUUCCGGUUGGGUCGCGGGUUAUUGGGCAGGCUUGGCCUCAGAUCAUGGCGACUGGGUCCAAGUUCACAGACCCCCUUAAGCCUCGCGUGGCUGUUCGUGUCGGCCUGCCAGGCCAAGUUGGUGUUGUCGAGAUCCAAAACAUGAUGAUGACUGUCAAGGGAGCUACGGCAGGUGUCAUCAUGAUGGAAUGGAAUGUACACGAGUCUGGCCAAGGCUCUGCUGGUCUAUGGGAUACCCACUUCAGAGUUGGAGGUGCUGCGGGCACAGACCUCACUGUGAAAAACUGCCCUAAGCUGUCUGGCAAGGUCAACCCGAACUGUGUUGCCGCCUCCCUUAUGCUUCACCUGACCCCUGACUCUUCCGGUUACUUCGAGAACGUUUGGAUGUGGACUGCAGAUCAUGACUUCGACACUGCCGACCAGACCCAAGUUGACGUCUACGUUGGUCGAGGUAUGCUAAUCGAGAGCAAGGGUCCAACAUGGCUCUGGGGUACAUCCGUUGAACACUGCGUAAUGUACCAAUAUCAGCUAUCUGGUGCCCGGAAUGUUGUUAUGGGGCUUAUUCAGACCGAAACUCCCUACUUUCAGUCUUUUCCAGAAGCACCAGCACCUUUCAAACCUGGCGCGUUCUCCAACGACCCAGAGUUCUACAACUGUACCAAGACCUCCAAGUCUUGUGCUAUGGCCUGGGCUUUACGCAUCAUCGACUCGUCAGCAGUCCACGUUCUGAGCGCUGGCCUCUACUCCUUCUUCAACCGGUACGAUCAGACAUGUCUUAACUCCGGGAGGCAUGACUGCCAGGACAAGAUCUUCUACACGGAGCAGAGCUAUGAUGUCUGGGUCCAAAAUCUCGUCACACUCGGCAGUAUCGAAAUGGUCAGUCCUCUCAACGGAGUUCCUACGCUGGGCAAGCCAAACAGAAACGGGUUUGCUUCUUCGAUCCUGGCUUGGCUUGGUGGUUCGAAGAACAUCACCGGACAGCGCAACUUCGAGGGCUACAGGAUUCAUUCCGAAAACACGAUUGACAUUGACAGGUUCCCCGAGGCCUGCCAGAACGCCCUUACUGCCCUUGUACGAUGCGAUAACUAUACAGACGAAUGGACGAUACCUUCAUACCAUGGAGUUCUCCCUAGGGAUGUUGAUGUCGAGUCUGUUUGCGACGAGGGCUGUGCACGAUCCAUAUCGGACUGGCGAUCAGCUGUUGAUACCUACUGCGGUAAUGCUACAUGGCAUGACGGUGCCGCUGCAGGUGUCUUGGGAUCCUUUAUCUCACAGGGUAUCAACGAGACAUGUCAGACAGACAAGAAGACUGGAAAGUACUGCAACGAUAUCAUCUACAACUUCACCCUCUCUGAGUCCAUCGAUAAGAUGCCGACCAACGAACUAUGUUCCGACUGCUAUGUCGGCCGCCUCAAGAUGAUGCAAGCCAGCCCCUUCUCCUACUACAACAGAGACCUUUUCUAUGAGGAUGCUCUCAAGAAAGCUGUCAAGCGAUGCUCCCUGUCCAACGUUCCCACUACCCCCAAAGAUUCUCCUUUUCCCUCAGAACCCUCUGAGCCAGCCUUUUGUCUUUCAGACGUCACAUACACAACCAAAGCAGGCGACACCUGUGACUCCCUAGCUCUCAAGUACAGCGUCUCUUCCGCUGCCAUCUUCAUCGGUAACCCAGAUAUCCGCAACUGCACCAACAUGAUCGAGGGAGUGUCCAUCUGCAUGCCGCUCCAGUGUAAGACGUACAAGCUGCAGGAGGACGACACAUGUAUGUCAGCGGCCUACUUCACAGGCCUCCAGCCGGACGACAUCCGCCCCCUGAAUCCUUGGGUCCAUGAACUUUGCGGGAAUCUCCAGUCCGCCACUAUUACUCUCGGUAGAGUGAUCUGCAUUACACCGCCCGGCGGGGAGUAUGAUCACGACGUCAACACCACUAAUUCGGACCCGGCAUACUCUGAGUACGCUGACAAGGCUGUUCCUCCUCCCAGUGGUGCUACUCUCGCUACCAAUACGACUCAAGACUGUGGACGAUGGUAUACAGUUCAGAAGGGUGAUGACUGCGCCCGAGUGCUGGUCCAGUAUCACAUUAGUCUUCCUCUCUUCAUACAGGCCAAUCCUUCCGUUUCGGAAGGCAGCUGCACCACGGAUCUUGUUCCAGGACGAACCUACUGUGUCGGCCCAACUAAAGAAGUCUUGACACAACAGCUUAAGCCUGUUCCUACUUAUACACGCUUCGGUUGCUUUGCCCGCGAGGCAGACACUACCAAUCGCUCUGUUUUGACUCUAGCCGAUGCACAGCACGUCAAGCCCAUGUCCAUCGUAGCUUGUCAGUCCUACUGUUUACAACAGGGCUGGACUGUUUGGGGAAUCCAAAACGGCGAAUCUUGUUUUUGCGACAAUCAGCUUCGUAUGGAUAGCCAGAUCAUUGACAAUUCCAAGUGUAACGUGCACUGUAACGGUAACACUACAAACGUCUGCGGUGGUAAAGACGCUAUCGAAGUGUUUAGCGAUCAAGAUAUGUUACGUGUUCAAUACGCUAGUCUUGGCUGCUACUCUUGGAGCAAGCAAGCCAUACGUGGUACUACAGGUGGCGACACUAUAGAGUCUCCCGAUGAGAUGUCUGUAGAUGCGUGCGCAAGUCUGUGCACCGUGACCAAGAAAUCUGACUUCUUUGCUCUUUGGGAGGGGAAGCUCUGCACUUGCGGUAGGGAAAUGACACCAGGAGCAAAGACGACCAGUAUAGAGGAAUGCAAUGUAGCAUGUAGUGGUCAACAGGGAGAUAUCUGUGGUGGAAAGGGAGUGGCCGAGGUCUUUACAACCAAGAACAAGAAUGUUGUCGCUAGCUAG